ACAACAAUAAUAUAGGUCAUUAUACUGAGUGUUGAGAGUUUUCAGGUCAUCACAGCGAAUGUUUAGGACUUCUAGGUCAUUAUAGCACGCAUCUGGAUCAUCCAGGUCAUAGCAGCUGCUAAUAAAAGGCCCCAGAAUAACACAACAGGUAUCAAGAGCUAUCAAGACACCACAACGAGUGUUGUAGGAUAUCACAACGAGUGUUCUAGCACAUAACGAGUGUUCUAGGAUAUCACAACGAGUGUUCUAGCACAUAAGGAGUGUUCUAGGAUAUCACAACGAGUGUUGUAGGAUAUCACAACGAGUGUUGUAGGAUAUCACGACGAGUGUUCUAGGACAUAACGACGAGUGUUCCAGGACAUAACGAGUGUUCUAGGAUAUCACGACGAGUGUUCUAGGUCAACGAGUGUUCUAGGACAUCAGAACGAGUGUUCUAGGACAUCAGAACGAGUGUUCUAGGACUUCAUAACGAGUGUUCUAGGACAUCACGACGAGUGUUCUAGGACAUCACAACGAGUGUUCUAGGACAUCACAACAAGUGUUCUAGGACAACGAGUGUUCCAGGACAUCACAACGAGUGUUCCAGGACAUCACAGCGAGUGUUCCAGGACAUCACAACGAGUGUUCCAGGACAUCACAACGAGUGUUCCAGGACAUCACAACGAGUGUUCCAGGACAUCACAACGAGUGCUCUAAGACACCACAACGAGUGUUCUAGGACAUCACAACGAGUGUUCUAGGACAUCACAGUGAGUGUUCUAGGACAUAACAACGAGUGUUCUAGGACAUCACAGCGAGUGUUCUAGGACAUCUCAACGAGUACUCAAAACUUCUAGGACAUCACAAUGAGUGUUCCAGGACAUCACAGCAAGUGUUCUAGGACAUCACAGUGAGUGUUCUAGCACAUCUCAACGAGUACUCAAAACUUCUAGGACAUCACAACGAGUGUUCCAGGACAUCACAGCAAGUGUUCUAGGACAUCACAGCUAGUGUUCUAGGACAUCACAACGAGUGUUCUAAGACAUCACAGCGAGUGUUCUAGGACAUCACAGCGAGUGCUGUAGGACAUCACAGCGAGUGUUCUAGGACAUCACAACGAGUAACCAGACCUAGAACAUCACAACAUAUACUCAUAGCUUCUAGGACAUCACAAUAAGUGCUCAAAGCUCCCAGGUCACCACAAAUCAUUAUAUUUUAUGCUAAAUUAUUGCAAGAAGAAAGUCUAAUGUAAACUACGGAAAUUUUAAAUAAGAACUUCACAUCUGGUGGUGUGCAUUUAAGAAGACCUUGUACAGUUUGUAAAGAAGGCAGGAGUCGACAAUGCUUCGUUUGCGUGUGAAAACCAGUUCUGGUGGGCAGUAUCCCAUAACAGAGAGAGUUAGUGGAGAAAGUACCUUACUUGACCUUCUCUCAGCUAUCCAAGAUGUGACAGCAAUUGUUCCACACAGGCAAAAAAUUUUAACAGGAUUUCCACCAAAACCAAUUACUGGGAAUCCUGACACGACUUUGAAUAGCAUAGGAAUCCGGAAUGGAGAAGUGCUAAUAGUUGAAGAAGUUGAUUCAUCAAGUGGCAUGACAUGUAUACCACAAGAAGUAAAGCUACAAACAACACCUUCGACUGAUAAGAGAAUUUCAUCACCAGGCAUCAAGAAUUCACAACUGCCUUCCAUAAUGAGACAGAAAGGCAUCCUUCUUAAGAGAGUUGUUCCCUCUGACAACUCUUGUCUCUUCGCAAGUGUCUAUUAUCUAAUAAAUGGUGGUGAAAUAAUAGGCACAAAACAGAUCCAGGAAAUGCGUCAGCUUGUGGCAUCUGUGAUAAGAAGCCAGCCUGAGGCUUAUGAUGAGGCAGUACUUGAACGAUCCAACAGUAAAUAUUGUGAAUGGAUUGUGAAAGAUACAUCAUGGGGAGGAGCCAUAGAGCUGUCUGUCUUCAGCCAGUAUUAUGAAAUUGAAAUUGUUGCCUUAGAUGCUAAGACUGGUGUUUUGAAUAGAUUUGGCGAAGAUAAGCGGUAUGACUACAGAGUAAUUGUUAUGUAUGAUGGAAUACAUUAUGAUCCCAUCUAUAUGGAAACAUUUGAGGGAGAAAAUAUUUAUAUAUUUCCAAGUAGCGACGACUCUGUGUUAUAUCAGGCCAAGGAAAUGGCAACUGAAGCCAAGCAGAGUGGACAGUUUACAGAUACCAAUGUCUUUCGACUUGAAUGUAAACAGUGUGGUACCAUAAUUGCUGGAGAGGACCAAGCACUUGCUCAUGCUAAAAAGACUGGUCACAGCAAGUUUGAAGAAGUUCAUCGUAAUUGAUGUUAUUUUCUCGAUAGCUCUUUUUAACUAAUAUUCAUUUUUUUUAAAUUUAUGGAUCUCAUGUGUAGAGUUAGUUCAUAACUUUGAAUAGUAGCUUUUAAGACUCCUGUUUUUAAAACAUACUGUAGAAAAACCUUCAUUUUAAUUGACUUCAAUUUAGCAGAUUUUGGAAAUUCAGAUUAAAAAUUGCUGAGUCAGUUGAUUCAGGAUUUUUAUCAGUAGCUUUUAAGAUUCCUGUUUUUAAAGCAUGUUGCAGAAAACCCUCAGUUUAACUGACCUCACUUUAACAGAUUUUGGAAAUAUAGAAUAAAAAUUGCUGAAUCAGUUGAUUCAGAAUCAGUGGACUAAGUGUGUUGGUUAAAGAAUUGACAUAUUGUUGCAAUUACAAAAAAAAUAAUCUGUUAUCUAAAUACCACCACUCACUGGCUACUCUAUUAUAAUGUUGGUUAAAUCAUUGGCUUGCUGUAUAUUGAUGAUAAGUACCGGUGAUUUUUACUGAUGGACCCCAUUUACAGAGUUAUACUUUUUUAAGCUUGCAUAUUGUACAAAGGUGAAUAUUAUGAUAACGAUUAGCAGAGUAGGUUACACUGCACAAUGCUUGCUUAGCAAGCUUAAUGUAAGUUUUUAUAAUUUUUACCAUGAAACCCAUGGGAAAAGUAUUUUCAUUGUAAACUAAAACUUGUAGAUUUCAUCCACCUUUUCAUUUUAUAUUGAGUAAUUGAAUAUGCUAAAAUAUGUAAAUCUUUAAACAUAAUUAUGAAAGAUUAUUACUAAAUGCUUCACUAAUUUACUAAAUGCCUGCACUUUAACCCUUAAACUGUCCAAACGUAGAUCUAUGUUUGCGCACUUAGCGCUCCCAAUGUAGAUUUACAUUUUUUUUUUACACAAGAAACAACGUAAAAUUGGACGUAGAUUUACGUUCGGAGUGCUACGCGUGCAAACGUAGAUCUACGUUUGGACAGUUUAAGGGUUGAAGGAGGUGUUUGGGAUAUUGGCUAUUUGGAGUGACAUCUAAACUGUCGUAUCUGAGCACUUCUGCAAAGACAGUCAGUGGUUAUGCAUGAAUGAUGGUGAGUGUUGAACGAUGAUGAAAGUUUUUUCUUUCUUUUUGGGUCACCCUGCCUUGGUGGGAAAUGGCCAACAUGUUAAAAAAAAAAAGAAAACUUCACUAUCGUACAUUUUUGCUUUCCUGAAGAUGGAAUUUGUAAACUAUUGAAGAUUAAGCCAUGACAUUUUAAGUUAAGUUGUAAUUAUCAAUUUCAAGUUAUAGAAGCAAAGAUAUGUUAAUGACAUUCCAUCCUUUCAAGGAGGAUGCCAUGAUACUGGUGAAGGGCUCUUGAUCCAGUUUGAGCAAGGUAACAUUUUGUGAAGGGAUUCAGGGAAAACUGGUUAGCUGGACUUGAAUGUUGGAGGUGGAAAGUACAGUACCUGCACUCUAAAGGAGGGGUGGGGAUAUUUACAGUUUUGGAAGGGCAUCUGAACUGUAGUAUCUUUGCACCUAUGGCAGUGCACUGAAUGAUGGUGAAAGUGCUUCUUUUUCAGGUCUUCCUACCUCGGUGAGAGAUGGCCGAUGUGAUAAAAAAAUAUAUAUAUAUAUUUCCGGCCAUAAGAUGAGGUUUUUUUCCUAAAUGAAUAUACCCAGUGUUAUACCCCAUGUCUUAAGAAUGCAGGCCACAAAAAAAAAGAAAAAUAGGAAAAUAACUAAAUAGAGGAGAACAGCUGUAAGAUUAUUAGCUCAUGCUAAGCAGGCUCAUCUCAAAUUUAACUUUUCUCAAUUAUAUAUUUGUUCAACCUUCUUAUAAAGCUACCCAAGAUUUUCAGAAUAUAAAAUUAGAGGAUUGUUUUACAUGAUGGUAGAAUUGCUGGUGUCCUUUUUUCCGUUUCAUAAACAUGCAAGAUUUCAGGUACGUCUUGCUACUUCUACUUACACUUAGGUCACACUGCACAUACAUGUACAAGCAUGUAUAUACAUACCCCUCUGGGUUUUCUUCUAUUUUAUUUCUAGUUCUUGUUCUUGUCUAUUUCCUCUUAUCUCCAUGGGGAAGAGGAACAGAAUUCUUCCUCCGUAACCCAUGCAUGUCGUAAGAGGCGACUAAAAUGCCAGGAGCAAGGGGCUAGUAACCCCUUCUCCUGUAUAUAUUACUAAAUUUAAAAGGCGAAACUUUUGUUUUUUCUUUUGGGCCACCCCGCCUCAGUGGGAUAUGGCUGGUGCAUUGAAAGAAGAAGAAAAUUAGAGGAACACUGUAGUAGGCCUACUGCAGCCUGUUUUUAACCCUUUCACUGUUGACUCCCUCCAAAUUUUGUUUUAUCUUUAGAAACUCCCCCCCCCCCCC
Cherax quadricarinatus is the source of this 4631-nucleotide messenger RNA. It is a transcript of the gene Yod1, whose product is annotated as Yod1 deubiquitinase. Gene Ontology annotation, biological process: protein deubiquitination; endoplasmic reticulum unfolded protein response. Gene Ontology annotation, molecular function: cysteine-type deubiquitinase activity. The record is from RefSeq and is a predicted model, not a curated record. Lineage: Eukaryota; Metazoa; Arthropoda; Malacostraca; Decapoda; Parastacidae. Gene Ontology annotation, cellular component: cytosol; nucleus.